Molecule: messenger RNA, 2179 nt
Organism: Lottia gigantea (owl limpet)
Lineage: Eukaryota; Metazoa; Mollusca; Gastropoda; Lottiidae
Exons: 1
Coding region: 115-702 (195 amino acids)
Source: RefSeq, a predicted model, not a curated record
AAAAGGAGAAACACGCCGUGUUAGAUUCAGAAUUUUCUCUAGAGCUCGUGCUGUAAAGUUUGUAAUUCUACUAACGGUAAUCAACACCAGUUUUACUACGAGUUUUUAAUUACUAUGGCUAUGUACCCCAACGCUACCAAAGGAUAUAUGCCUUUUGUGAGUGCACCAGUCAAGAGACACCAAGGCAAAAGAACCAAAUCAGAGAUGACAACCAAAUCCAAGACGUCAGCAGAUACCAAAACGUAUAAAGUUACUUUACGAGAUAGAAAUGGUUAUACCUACACUUACAUCAUACAAGCUGACGGUACCAAGUCUUUACCCGUUUUAUGUGAAUCAAAAAUCAGUGGACCUGGUCAAGGAAAAUCAUUACCAGACAUCGCUAGAGAAUGUGUAAACAGACAUAGAGUUAGAACUUUAAGUGCCCCAUGUUCUACCAGCUCCGGUGACGGUCAAGACAGUGAAAAGAAGGAAAAGGGAAUCUUUAACACCCUUUUACAAUUUUUAAGAAAAAAGACCGCCUCUGGAAAAUCUAAACGAAAACCUAAACCCGUUGUGCAGAAAAAACGUCAAAGGACAAUUUCAGCUAUGUCUAAUUUGGACCCAAUCCAAGAAAGUCCAGAGGAGGACAAUCUGGAUGAUGAUGAUUCCUACACCCAUGAUUCCAGUUCCGACAACGAAAGUGUAUCGGAUCACGAACCUUGAGUUAAACGUUCCAGAAGCAACAAAGACUGACUAUGUCGCCUGGGUUCAUUCCAAAGUGGUACAGUACUUGUUUCAUCAUCAGUGCAGUAAGGUGGCUGACAUUGGAUCUGGAAUGAAAAUGGUUUUUGAUAACAAUAAGGACAAACAGGUCCAACAGACUGUGGUGUGUGAAAGAUCUAACAGUGCAGACGGAUGUUGAAGACGGAGAUCCAGCUUGUCUUACCCACGGCCUUUAUGAACAUCUUUGAUCAUAAUUGGGAACAUCGCUAACUAUACCAAAGUGUUUUCUGAUUCCAGCCUUAUGAAAUUAGCAUUACUCUAGAACAUUUUAAAUGAGACUAGAACGGUGAAGUGCUGUUUAUGAACAUGGUUAGACUAUUCUAUGCAAGCAUUCUUAUAAUUGACAUUCUUAAAGGAUAAAUAUCUGUGAUUUGAUUUAACUUUCAUUUCAAGCAACUUUUCAGUUCAGUGAAUGGGUCAUGCCUAUAGAAAUUUCUGUUCAUCCGUAAGGCUUUGCUUAAAGUAUCGUAAGCCUAAAUCUUUUUGUUAAUGCUUGUAGACAUAUAAGAGUUGGUUCUGAACCACUAAAGACAAAUAAUUUAUUUUCAUACGUAAUCAAUGCAAUUGAUAUAUUUUGUUAAAACUUUGUCCAAUGAUGAAACUGUGGCAACAACGAAGACGUGAAUGAGCUUACAGACUGAACACGAUAUUGAAUCGUGCUCACUGUCCUUGAGUGAAGAGUAUGAAUGUGUAGGCGUUGGUUGACUCUAGACUAUACAUUCCAAUAUUGGAUGUAUUUUGAAUGUUAUUUAAUUGUUGAGUUUGAAAUUGGGUAUUGGUUAUGACUGUUAUUUAUUAAGAGUGAAUGGUAACUUAUGGAAUGAGAGCAAGAUAGCAUGAAUGUGAAAAUGAAUGAAUGAAUGAUAAUUUGACAUGUGCCUCUUCCAAAUGUUCCAAAAUAAUUUUGACUUUUUUGAGAUCAGAAUACUUGAGAAAAAAAAAGAAAUUUAAAUCAAUAUCAAAAUUUUAACUUUAUUCGUCGAAGAUACUUUGAACUUUUGUCGUAACACGCCUUUUAUGACCUAUUGGCUAUUACGAUUUCUAGUAAAUUUCCAUCACGCGCUACUACUAUUUUUAACCUUUUGUUGAUAAAUGUGAAUAAUCACGAGGCGGUUGAAAUGGCGCAAUAUGAUUGGCUGAUGAUUCAUCCAAUGGAGAAGCCAUUCCGUAAAUGGCCGACCAUGUAAACAUUGAGUUGUAUGAGUAACGUAUACUGAUCUCAAGAAACUUUAAACCUGUCUCAUUCCUCUUCUGAAAAUAUUAUCCAUGUGUAACUGUUAAAUGUAAGCUUAGAAGUGUAUAUGACAUUAAUUUAUGCUUAUCAAUGCAAAUUGUUUUGUUUUUGUGCAAUUGUUUGAUUUAAAAAAUGGUAAAAAACAACAAAAAAAAUAUUAAUAAAAGAAAUAUUUUAAAAGAU